This is a messenger RNA of Vanrija pseudolonga, 3084 nucleotides long. RefSeq lists its product as uncharacterized. Bases 1 to 3084 code for a protein of 1027 amino acids. The transcript is spliced from 3 exons. Lineage: Eukaryota; Fungi; Basidiomycota; Tremellomycetes; Trichosporonales; Trichosporonaceae. The record is from RefSeq and is a predicted model, not a curated record.
AUGCGCACCCCGCCCCCCACCUCUGGGUUCACCGCCCAGCUCAUCAAGACUGUCGAUCGCCUCGCCCAGCCGAACAACAACGAAGUCAUGCCCCGCCGCCCAGGCGACGCGCACAGUCCCAGGUCCCCCGUUGCCACCCUCGCGCCGCUCUCCCCCUCCGUGCUCGGCGCCGAAGACGUCAACUCGCCCGCCACCGAGGCCAAGGAGGGCCUCCUUCGUUCCGACAUGGCGAUCCACUCGGCGGUUGAGGUCACCGGCGGUGCCGCUACCAGCAACAAGACUGCGUACCACUUUAAGGGAGCUUCGGAGUGUAUCGAGGGUGAGUUUGUGCCACCAACACCAAACUUCUGUGCGCCUCCUACUCCACCAUCACCCACUGCAACAGACCUCAACACCACGAGCGGCAUGCCCUACCAUUUCCCUCUCCCACCUACCGCUCAUGUUUUCAACACCCACAACGUCCAGUCCAACGCCGGCUUCUACGGGAUGCCACCUCUCGGCGGCUACACAGGUGGUACCUCGACGACCAUCCCCAAGCCAACCCCGUUCGAUUUCCGCCUCCCCCACCACCGCGACUACGACGACAUGCCCCUCCUGUGGAAUGACAACCCUUUCGCUACCCAGGGCGACAUCACCUACACCUUGCCUGAACCUGAGGUGACUGUCAACGAGCGCGGGCCCGGCGUCAUCCGCACCGCCCCAUACGAGGAGUACCUGUCGGGUGCGCUCGAGCACCUGCUCCCUCUCCCCAAGUGCGAGGGAACGGGCGGAAGCGACUUCCACGACAAGGUCAUCAAGGGUGACUUGGACCUGGGCGCUCUGCAUCGGCAGGCUCGUCACGAGGUCGCUCGCGUGUUCAACGCCCACAGCGAGUUCGUCGAGAGGAUCAACUACUACACGAACAGCGACGGUCCUGUCCCCGAUUGGGCUGCUCCCCACGUGGCGUUCUUGCUCCAGCCACCUGCCGACCAGAUCAUGGCAGUCCACGGUAUCUACAGCCAGACUUACAUGGGUGCCACCGAGGCUGCGAGUGCUGCCCCCGAGGUCGAGGACGACGAGGCCGCGGGGCGUCGUCAGCGCGUCAGCGCCGAGCUGCUCCUCAUGGACGACCACCUCGCCAUCCUCCGCCGCGAGCGCGACGAGGCCGCCUCGGGCCACAGCUACAACGAGCCCGCCCAUGUCUGCGGUGCCAACUGUGGCAGCGACGGUACUUCCCUCUCCAACCACGCCGCGCCCCUCCACUAUUUCCCAGCUCCGACCGCCCCACACGAGCUCGCGACGUCGACCACGGAGCGCUCCGACCCUUCUGAGUACAUCGCUCACUGCUCUCCCCCUUCGGACGACGGCGACACAGAAAUGCAGUGGGACAUUGCCUCCGCCGACCGCUUCGACGCACUUCGCCGCUCGACGGUUGCGCUUCGCACUCACAACGCUGGCACUUCGGCCGCCACCGGGCCCGCGCCUUCGUCGCAGGGCGGCUCUGCCUCUGGCAGUGGCAGCGGUGGUGGCAGUGGUGCCACUAGCGCCGCGGCGACCAGCGCGGGCGGGCACAACCCAGGCGACGACCACAACGACGACGGCGACAACGGCGACGACCGCGGCCGUCCCAACUGGCUCGGCGACGACAUCCCCUUUGCGUGCCCGUUCUGCAAGCGCACCAAGGACUCGCCGCCCAUCGUUCCGAACGGGUACCAGCCUUGCCAGUUCUGCCCCGUUUUCUACAAGGAGUACCUCGACAAGGUUGAAGAGCGCAAGGCCGCGAAGCGCUCGCCGCCGACACGCGUCCCCCGCUACGUGCCGGUAACGGAGGCUUCGCAGGCGCAGAUGCAGGCGGCCGAGGGCCCCAAGCACCCGUUCUACAACCUGUGGGGCAUCAACCUCGAGGCGGUCAACAGCGCUGCCGAGCGGUACGCCAGCCAUGCCGCGAGUGCCGGCCGCGCCGAGGUCCGCUCGCCGCCCACGCCCGAGCCCCGUCCCGCCGCGCCCCUCAAGCUCACCCGCGCCGAGGCCGCCGAGCCGCGUGCGCCUGUCCUCCCCGUGCGCCGCGAGGAGCCAGGCAAGAAGAGCCCCACGCGCGCCGAGACGGCCGCGCGCCUCCGCAACCCCGACAUCGACACCUCGCGCAAGUUCGCCCACCUUCCCCCGCCCAAGGGCGAGCACCUCGUCUCGGCGUGGGCGCCCGCCGCCGGCCCGCUGUUCUGCUCCGGCCCACCCCGCGACAACUGGGACUACCGCGGCAUCCUCAACAGCUGCCCUGAGUUGGUUGUGGCUUUCGGCACGGUCGGUGCGCCCAACAAUGUGCUCGGCAGCGACGGCGCCAACACCGACGCCAGCAUCCCCACCAACAACGCCAACGCCGGACCCAGCGGCACGCACAACGCCGCCACCGCCGCCGUCCCCACCGCCGCCGUCCCCGCCCCCGCCGCACCCACCCUUAACGUCCACGUCACCUUCCUGGUCGACGGCCCGCUCAACGGCGGCAACGCGACCGUGACGAGAGCCGACCCGCCCAGCCCCAUUGCCGUGCGCCCGUCCACGCCUUACCCCGCCGCCGUGGUGCCUCCUUUCGUCCUCGACACGCCGUCGGACCCGCGCUCGCCGCGCACUGUGGUGCCUACUGUCGGAUUCACGCCUACUGCUGCUGCCCCCGGACCGGCUCCUGCUCCUGCUGCUCCUGUUGCCCCUGCCCCUGCGCGCACUGUGAUGCGCGCUGUCGGAUUCACGCCCGCUGUUGCCUCCGGAUCGGCUACUCCCGUUACUGCCCCUGCUCCUCCCCGUGCUCGCGGUGCCAGCAACUUCGCCCGCGCCUCGGCUCGUGCUGUCCCCGCGGCCGCUAUUGCUCGCCCCGCCCCCGCCCCCGCUCCUACUCCGGCGCCGCCUGCCCUUGCUCCGCCUGCCGUCCCCGCCGCCGCCGCCGUGUCGCCGCACGCCACCUCGCCGCCGAUCGACAUCCCGGCCCGCACCCGCCAGCCCUCCUUCGGCUCCUUCGGCUGGGGCUUCUCGGAGCCGUUGCGCCCCCGCCGUCGCCUCUCGUUCGGCGACGACAACGACGAGGACAAGGCCGCGUCGCUGCCCGAGAUGUAG